Brassicogethes aeneus is the source of this 1413-nucleotide messenger RNA. NCBI's taxonomy places the organism in Eukaryota, Metazoa, Arthropoda, Insecta, Coleoptera, Nitidulidae. The record is from the annotation of a GenBank genome assembly.
AUGGUUCAGGAUAUGAUUGAAGCAGAUGAACAUUGUAUUUCGUCAGAUAUUGGCCCAUCUACUGUACGAGUCAUAAAUACAGAAAAUUUAAAGCAAUCAGAUGAAAAUGAGUCUAUUUGUAGCAGGGAUAUAAAUGAACCAGAUAAACAUAUUUCAUCAGAUCCUGGUCCAUCUACUGUUGCCAUUAAUCCAGCUGAUCCAAGUACUUGGCCGAGUUCUGAAAAUCUUGAAGACACACAGCGGGCUUAUCUUAUCAAAGAAAUUUCGUCGUUUUUUCCUGAUAUUGAUUUCUCCAAGACCGAACGCGAGGGUAGGCACUUGACUAAAUCUAUGUGGUACAGAAUACUUUCCAAUGGGAAAACCAUUAAAAGAAGCUGGUUAACCUACUCAAAACCUAAAAACGCCCUUUUUUGUGCUUAUUGCAAAGUAUUCAGUAGUCGGACCAGUGGUCCCAGUAGUCAAGUGACAUCUACAUUGGUAACUACUGGUUUUAUAAAUUGGAAAAAGGCAUCAGAAAGGAUUGAUCAACAUGAAAGAUCGCUCAACCACAAACAAUGCGAAAUAAUAUGGAAAACCAGAUCUAUAGCAAUGAAAACGUGCAAAGGCAUCGACAAGGAACUGGAGAAGUCAAUAGAAUUUGAAAAACGCAAGUGGAAAGAGGUCCUCUUUGCAGUGAUUGAUGCUGUGAUGUAUUUAGCUACGAAUUGUCUGGAAUUUCGCGGAUCUGAUGAAAGCAUUGAAAAUAUUUUGGAACAGAGUCAUUCCCAUAGUCGGGGUAACUUUUUAAAUCUAAUGAUUCUAUUGGCAAAGUAUAAUCCUUCACUUACCAGUGUUCUAUCAAAUAUUAAAAAAGGGCAAACAUCCUAUCUGUCUAAGACCAUACAAAACGAGGUAAUCGAGCUAUUGGGUAACACAUGCAGAGACCAACUUCUCUACAAAAUUAAGAAAGCAAAAUAUUUUACCAUCAUGUUUGACUGUACCCCUGACACCUCAUACACCGAGCAAAUGAGUCAAGUAAUUCGGUACGUCGAAAUUGAAACUGAAAGUUGUUCAAUUAAAGAAACCUUCAUUGACUUUAUCGAGGUAGAGGGAAAGACAGGGGAAUAUUUGACUAGUCAAAUUCUGGAAAAGUUAAGAAACGAUGGGUUAGAUAUUCAGCAGUGCCGUGGCCAAUCGUAUGAUAAUGGCUCCAACAUGUCUGGAAUCCAUAAAGGUGUUGAAGCAAGAAUUUUGCAACAAAAUGAACUGGCCGAAUUUGUGCCUUGUAUUGCGCAUUCGUUAAACCUUGUGGGAAUGCAUGCCGCGCUAGCCUCUACAGAAGCAGUAAAAUUAUUUGGAGUGGUCCAAAAUGCACCAAGACAAAGCUGCAGGGCUCUAGCCAAACCAGGUGGUCUGCAAAGUAUCAGGCCGUAA